AUGUCGCGGGUCGAACUCUUGAAUGCAGGAGGCUUCCGCGUGGAUGGCCGCAAGCAGUACGAGCUCCGGUCCAUCGCCAUUCAGCUCGGAGGCUCUCAAGAUACAGCCGUCGACGGCUCGGCGCAAAUCACACAGGGCCUCACCAUCGUGUCCGCCACCGUGUUCGGUCCACGCGAAGCAAGGUCAGGCGCCAACGUCAUCCAUGAUCGUGCGUCGGUCAACGUCGAGGUCUCAUUAGCACCGUGGGGGUCGAUGGAGCGCAGGCGGCGUAAUCGGGGAGACAGGCGGUUGGUCGAAUUCGCCAGUUCCAUCAAGUCGACCUUUGAGCCGGUCAUUCACACGCACCUGUAUCCACGCUCGCAGAUCGACAUCUUUGUCCAAGUACAUCAGCAGGACGGCGGUGUACUCCCAGCCGCCAUCAACGCGUCCACACUGGCGCUGCUCGACGCAGGGAUCGCCAUGCAGGACUUUGUUGCUGCCGUUUCGUGUGGGAUCCACUCGACAUCGGCUAUGCUCGACCUUUCAAAUACGGAAGAACAGGAUCUGCCCCAUCUCACCGUCGCCGUGCUCCCGCGCACCAAACAGGUCACCCUCGCCUCGCUCGAAACACGAUUGCACGUCGAACGCUUCGAGCAGAUCUUUACGCUGGCAAUCGAGGCGGCAGCGGUACUGCACAAUGAGAUGGAGCUGGCGGUGAGGGACAGGACAAAGACGUUGGUCCAGGCGAUGACGGGCAAGACGGUCGAGGCGGAUACACCGGCGGUGGACGAAGACGAUGAGGGGAGGAAUCACGAUGAUAUGAUGCUCAUUCCACGUUCAUGGCCGCGUUCUCAUCCGCUGUCUCGAGAUUCCCAGUUCAUCGCACAGGAUGCGCAACAUGUCAAAAGCGCGCUACAGUGA
This is a messenger RNA of Sporisorium graminicola, 900 nucleotides long. RefSeq lists its product as uncharacterized. Bases 1 to 900 code for a protein of 299 amino acids. Lineage: Eukaryota; Fungi; Basidiomycota; Ustilaginomycetes; Ustilaginales; Ustilaginaceae. The transcript has 3 exons. Gene Ontology annotation, biological process: U4 snRNA 3'-end processing; poly(A)-dependent snoRNA 3'-end processing; rRNA catabolic process. Gene Ontology annotation, cellular component: nuclear exosome (RNase complex); nucleolus; cytoplasmic exosome (RNase complex). The record is from RefSeq and is a predicted model, not a curated record.